AUAUUCCAGGGUUGUGUCACUCCGGCGGGGAGCUGACCUGUGAUUGGUCAGUAUCUUCAAACAGAGGAAGUGAUAAAUACCUCCUGGCUAUCGCAACGUUCCGUUGUUCAUUGACUAGUGCCUACUGGUUCAUUGCAUAUACUAAUUAUUCUCUGAUAAGCCAAGCGUCUACCAGCCACCAUGUCGAGCAAAAGGGCCAAGGGGAAGAACACCAAGAAGCGGCCCCAGCGCGCCACCUCAAACGUGUUCGCAAUGUUCGACCAGUCGCAGAUUCAAGAGUUCAAAGAAGCUUUUAACAUGAUCGACCAGAAUCGUGAUGGUUUCAUUGACAAAGAGGACUUGCACGACAUGUUGGCCUCAUUAGGUAAGAACCCUACCGAGGACUACCUGGAGACCAUGAUGAACGAGGCGCCCGGCCCCAUCAACUUCACCAUGUUCCUCACCAUGUUCGGAGAGAAGCUGAACGGCACAGACCCGGAGGACGUCAUCCGCAACGCCUUCGCCUGCUUCGACGAGGAGGCCACAGGUAUCAUCCACGAGGACUCCCUGAGAGAGCUGCUCACCACCAUGGGGGACCGCUUCACCGACGAGGACGUGGACGAGCUCUUCAGAGAGGCCCCCAUCGACAACAAGGGCAACUUCAACUACGUGGCUUUCACACGCAUCCUGAAGCACGGGGCAAAGGACAAGGACGACUGAGGCCGUCCGCACCCGCCGUCACGACAAGACUGUUGGAUUUCACAUGAGAAUUUUCAGCGUAUUUAUUUGGUUCUCGUUUCACUUGACGGAGAAGAGAUUCCAGCACGCAUCACUGUGGUUCGUUUCACUAAUAUGCCCGUGUAGACCCACUAUAGACACACACACACACACACAAUCAUAGUUCAUAUGCACCUCUAUGAUAACACUAUGGGUCUGGUAUAUUGAUUAUAGCUUUAGGAGGGAGGUAUUGGCCCAUCGGUGGGGUAAAACUGGAAAUAAACUCAAACGAAAAUGA
Molecule: messenger RNA, 994 nt
Organism: Gadus macrocephalus (Pacific cod)
Lineage: Eukaryota; Metazoa; Chordata; Actinopteri; Gadiformes; Gadidae
Gene: myl12.2
Product: myosin, light chain 12, genome duplicate 2
Exons: 4
Coding region: 181-699 (172 amino acids)
Cellular component (GO): cytoplasm
Molecular function (GO): calcium ion binding
Source: RefSeq, a predicted model, not a curated record